GCUCGAAAUUCUUUCUGGUGAUCAAGGCUAGAGUAGGUUGGAGCAUCAUAAGAGUAGGGAUCGUUCAUCGAUUGUGAUGCUCGACGCCCGCCCCCGACACAGCCACGACGGCGAGCACGACGGCGAGGGGGGCGGGCAGCUCGACGGACGCGGCGCCGUCGCGCAGUGGUGCCGUCGGCACCCGCGCAGUCCGCGCGGCAGCCUGCAGGGGCCUGGGCACGGCGAGGAGGAGGAGGAUGUGGAGGAGGAAGAGGGAGGAGGAGGGAGGAGGAGGGACCCCUUAGCUCCAGCGCCGAGGCACAGCGAGCGAACGGUGCCGCAAGCCGCCCCCGCACGGUGGGCGGCCUGCGCGCGGUGGCCUGCGCGCGGCGGCCGUGGCCGCUCGCUCUGUCAGCCUCGUGAGCUCCUGCAGAGCGGCGCGCUACCAGCGCUCAAAAGCACGGCGUGUCUCAGGGGCUGUGGCCGCAACAUGGCAGCGCGAAGCGGGAAGCGGCGGAGCGGGGGGCACCCGCGCCCGGGCCCCUGCAGGGCGGUCGGGCUCGCU
This is a messenger RNA of Prorocentrum cordatum, 544 nucleotides long. The record is from the annotation of a GenBank genome assembly. NCBI's taxonomy places the organism in Eukaryota, Dinophyceae, Prorocentrales, Prorocentraceae.